CCUCGCGCGGCCCGGGCGGGAGCGGAGUUCUGGGCGCCCCGCCCCGGACCGCCCAGCCGCGCGGCGGCUUCUGUUUACUUUCGGCCGAGUUUUUCCUGCUCGGGGGCAGGUGCCAGGGCGCUCCCGGCGGCUGCGCGUCCUCCCCGCCGGCCCUUGCGCCGGGGGAUGCGGGCGGCGGCGACGGCAUGGAGUUCCCCGGGCACGGCGGGCGGCUCCUGGGCCGCCUGAGGCAGCAGCGCGAGCUGGGCUUCCUGUGCGACUGCACCGUGCUGGUGGGCGACGCGCGCUUCCCGGCCCACCGCGCCGUGCUGGCCGCCUGCAGCGUCUACUUCCACCUCUUCUACCGCGACCGGCCGGGGGGCGGCCGCGACGCGGUGCGGCUUAACGGCGACAUCGUCACGGCGCCCGCCUUCGCGCGCCUGCUGGACUUCAUGUACGAAGGCCGCCUGGAUCUGCGCGGGCUGCCGGUCGAGGACGUCCUGGCCGCCGCCAGCUACCUGCACAUGUACGACAUUGUCAAGGUGUGCAAGGGCCGCCUCCGGGAUCAGGAGCGGGGCGCGGAGGCCCCAGGCGCCGAGCCGUCGUGCCCCCAGCCCGCUUGGACCCCUGACCUCUGCCCAGCCGCCCGGAAGGCCAGGGUCCCCGCGGUGGAAGCCAAGGCCGCCCUCCCCCCACGAGCAGCCCGGCCACCUCCCUGGCAGGCCCCAGGAGAGGCCGACCGGGCCCUGGACCUGUCGCUGAAGCCGAGGCCGGAUCCGGUGCGCCCACCCCGCGUCCCGCAACCAGACCCCUGCAGCCGCCCGCAGCGAGGGUCCCAGCCACUGGUCAAGGCCGAGCAGGACUCGCUGUCGGGACAGGAGGAGGGCAGCGGCCCCGAGAGCCCCGGUAGCCCCCUGUCGCCCCCCUGUGCGUCUGCCACCGAGCGCCUGGCGGCGGACCUGGAGCCUCUGCGGGUCAGCGGGGCGCGGGGCACGGAGCGGGUGCCGGGUGGGCCCCACCGCGUCUGCCCGCUGUGCAGCAAGCUCUUCCCCAGCGCCCAUGUGCUGCAGCUGCACCUCAGCGCCCACUUCCGCGAGCGCGACGGCGCCCGGGUCCGGCUGUCCCCCGACGGCGCGGCGCCCACGUGCCCGCUGUGCGGGAAGGCCUUCUCCUGCAUGUACACGCUGAAGCGGCACGAGCGCACGCACUCGGGCGAAAAGCCCUACACCUGCGUUCAGUGCGGCAAGAGCUUCCAGUACUCGCACAACCUGAGCCGCCACGCCGUGGUGCACACGCGCGAGAAGCCUCACGGCUGCCGCUGGUGCGAGCGCCGCUUCACGCAGUCCGGGGACCUCUACCGCCACGUGCGCAAGUUCCACUGCGGCCUCGUCAAGUCCCUGCUGCUGUGACGGUCCCUGAGCCCCCCCGGCGUGGGUGGAAGGGAAGGGACCGGUCCCCCAAACUGGGUCCCCCUGUGGGACGGAGGCUCAGGCCGGGUGGAAGCCCCAAACCUGGACAGCUUCCCUCAUGUUGCCUCCGGGAACGUGGACUCGGAUGCAGGGCUGGGGGGCACUCGGGCACCCUUCCUCCACACCGUGCUUCCCCCACCCCACACUCCCGCACGCACUCCUGAGCCCACAUGCGGAGAUGGCACCCAGUGGGUGCUGGUUCUUCCUGCGAAGUGCCCCUGGCACCGACUUCCUCUCUUCAUCCUCUCCUGCUGCUCCGAGUGUGUCCACUGGGCACUGAGCUCCAGCUGCCUCGGUGAGAGGUGGCAUGUGUCUUUCUGAGGGAGCGCCUGGCUGGCACACCGAGGUUUACUCUUGGGAGCUGAGCACCACACUAGGUGAAGGAUGUGUGUGUCAGAGAAGCUGUUGGAGUGAGUUGCCUGCCGGCCCCUAGGGAAGAAGCAGGCCACUCCUGGGGCCACGACAGCAGGAGCCCCUGCUGGGGCAGCCCGGGGCACAGCACAUGCCAGCAGGGGCUUCCGGCACAGCUGGUGUUGCAAGGGGCCCAGGCCCAGCAGGGUCUCUAGGCUGUCAAGAGCAGAGUUGUCUAGCAGCUGAGUGGCUCUAGGGCUCAUUUUGGUGAGGACCCUAGGCGAAGGAAGCAGAGGGUGGGGUAAGCGCCUCCCUGUCCUCGAACGUGCCACCCUGACCACACAGUGACCGGGCAGAGAGCAGGGGUUAGGGGAUUGAUUCUUUUUAGUGCCAGAAUGCACCUCCUGAGGUUGCCAGAUGUUUGUGGUGGGCAGUGGGCCAUGCCACCUCCCUGCUGGACGCCUUGAGCACCUCAGGGGUAGGGCCAUGGCUGGGAACAGCUGAGGGUGGGCCUGACCCUGACCGUCACUCUCCCGGCUCACUCACCUUCUGGGUCUGAUUAUUUACAAAGCCCUGGGCGAGGGAGCCAAGGGCUAUUCACCUUACGAGGCGUGCCCUUUGCAUGGGGCUCCCUUCUCCAUGGAGAACUCAGGUGGAAGAACCCUAUGCUUCCAAAGGGACACAAGUCCCCCCUCCCCCGCAGCCUGGAUGAGAAUGGCUGGUGUUUGCAUUUGAUCUGGAUGGCCUGCCUCUCCUGCCCACUCACGAACACCUCUGCCUGCUGUGACCUGUGUGGUUGUGGCAGGGGACGAGGAGAGACCCCAGCUCCGGGGUCCUGCUCACAGCUGAGCCUCCUGGGCUCAUGGUUUUCCAUAGACCGCCUAGGAUAUUUUUGUCUUGAUUGGACAUGGCACUGAGGACAAAGUCCUGCUAAGUUAUUUUUCUCUUCUCCUGACGAUACUUGAGGUGUUUAUUAGUCGGCCCGUUCUGGAGGGAAAUUAUCUCGGUCGUCACAGGGAUGGACAGAUGGGUGGUUCCUCUUGCUGUGAGCCCGGCUCUCCUGCUGUGGCGGCCAGCCUGGGAAUGCAGCACCUCCUCUCUACCAGACAGCUGGGUGGAGGGGCCUGCUGUGACUGUCCUGGUCCCCAGCCCCCACCCCUGGGAAGGGUCUGCGGGGCUUUGCACUGGUGUGAUGUGCUCCGGGACCUGGCUUCCCAAGCGUGUGUGUGUGUGUGUGAGUGUGAAUGCGUGUGAGUGCGAAUGCGUGUGAGCAUGUGUGAGUGUGUGUGAGUGUGAAUGCGUGUGCGUGGAUGUGCAUGUUUAUCCAGCAAACAGCAGGGUCUGAGGGCAGCCCUGCAGACAGGGGGGCACACCACCCUCCGAGCGGGGAGACUGGGCUGGGCUCUGGCUUUGCCCCAGCUGUUUCUGUGGGGAAAGCAAUUUACUUUCCGGGGGUGGGGAAACCGCCCCCAGUUACAACACUGGAUUCACCGUCUUCUGCGCACAGUCACUGUGAAGUUAACGUGAGAGAAGUGGUCGGUUUUCCUUCUCUAACUGACGGUUCAGAGGAACUGUAUGUAUUUGGUGCACCAGUUGUGGGGGGGGGGGCGUGUGCUGUGGGGGAGCGUGUGCUGGAGGUGUGUGCAGACCUGUUUCUGGUGGGUCUGCUGUGCCAGUCCUCUGGGGCCAGGCAGCCUCCUACAGGCAGUCCCACUGCUGCUAGGGCUGGCCCACGGGUGACCCUGGAGGACAGUUGCCCUCACCGGCAUUGGGCAGGAGGUUUUGUGACCGUCCUGGGAAGGGGUAGGUCUUAUAUCACGCCCUCACUAAUGCUGCCAAUGGUAAUAAAGCCCACCCCAGGUGGACGUGGCUUGAUUAUUCCUGGGCUAGGGCGGGGGCCCUGCUGGUCCAGCUCAUGGGGGCAGAAGAAGUCAGGCCAGGGGUGGAGGGCCCAGGUGGGCAGUGCUGUGUGUGGGGCUGGGCAGCGGAGGGCUGAGGACAGGUGGCGCAUCAUCUUUCCCCAGGCUUCGUGCCCAUGCAACCCUGAGUGAGCCAAGCGGAGCCCCAGGGAGGCAGGUUUGUGUCAGGAAAGGGUCCCUGUCCCUGCUGGAUGCAGGCUGGGGUGGGACAGGGAGGCCCCAGUGGCUUCUUGCCCAGGGGCAGGAGGAUGGCCCACAGAGGGAUCCUGGCCUUCAGCGGGGUCUUGGGCCUGGGGCCUCCUGGUUCUGGGGUCCUGGUGGCCGCAGAGGGAGGAUCCUCCUCCUACCCCAUCUCCCCCCCACCACCUCCUUCCAAAGACAACCCCAACCCCCCUGCCUCUCCCUCCUCUGGCUGCCCAGCCGCAGCAUGCACACCCUUGGUUGUGGGGGGGAGCCGAGCUCCCACCUCUGUACCCCAUUUACAUGCACCUCUCAGAGUGGGAUAGCCCAUAGGCUCAGGCUUGAGGCCCCUAUGCAAGAAGUGGGCCAGGCUUGGAUUUUAUUGUGUCUCCUUUCUGUCAGCCCCUGGGGACCCUGCCUGCUCAACCACCCCAGCUGGGGUGGGGUCCAGAGCUGUCCACAUCCCCCAGGCAGGCCAGCUGAGCCCUGGGCUGACGGAGCAGGGUGGCCAGUUCCAGCUCCCCCUCCCCCUUGCAAGGGGGCGUUAGGGGGUGUCUCCCUGACCCUCCCGUGGGCUUUGCUUCCGUGCAAGGCCAUGAACAGGUGAGGCAGAAAAGCCUCUGUGGUGCCCUGAGCACUGUCCUGGCUGAAGCGCCCUCUCAGCCUGGCCUGGAAAGGUCCAAGCUGAGGGUGGGGCAGGGCCGUGCUGGCCACAGGGUCUUGUGAAGCCAAGGUGGUGCCAGAAGGGCCUGCCCGUUCUCAGGCCAACUUUGGUGUCCUUCCCAAUCCUGGCCCCAAAUACAAGUCUUUGCUCUAGGAGGUGGUGACCCUGGUCCCCUUCCUCCCGUUGAGUGUUGGUGGGAGCAGAGCACCACCCCACAGGGAGAUGCCGCCAUACAGCUGGUUGGGCCUGUGACUCGGCCAUCUCAAACCCCGGGGGAGGCUGUUGCCAUGCCAACCAUG
This is a messenger RNA of Loxodonta africana (African savanna elephant), 4861 nucleotides long. It is a transcript of the gene ZBTB42, whose product is annotated as zinc finger and BTB domain containing 42. Gene Ontology annotation, molecular function: DNA-binding transcription factor activity, RNA polymerase II-specific; protein binding. The coding region runs from base 186 to 1388 and encodes 400 amino acids. Gene Ontology annotation, cellular component: nucleus. The record is from RefSeq and is a predicted model, not a curated record. Gene Ontology annotation, biological process: regulation of transcription by RNA polymerase II. Lineage: Eukaryota; Metazoa; Chordata; Mammalia; Proboscidea; Elephantidae. The transcript has a single exon.